This is a messenger RNA of Frankliniella occidentalis (western flower thrips), 683 nucleotides long. It is a transcript of the gene mRpL20, whose product is annotated as 50S ribosomal protein L20. Lineage: Eukaryota; Metazoa; Arthropoda; Insecta; Thysanoptera; Thripidae. The record is from RefSeq and is a predicted model, not a curated record. The transcript is spliced from 4 exons. Bases 102 to 581 code for a protein of 159 amino acids. Gene Ontology annotation, molecular function: structural constituent of ribosome; rRNA binding. Gene Ontology annotation, cellular component: ribosome. Gene Ontology annotation, biological process: ribosomal large subunit assembly; translation.
GUAGGCGAAUUCCGGUAUGAAAAACUUCAAGUGAGCAGAAGGCACCGCGGAUAUCGCUGUGAAGUUUUGUUUGAAGUUUAUUGAAGAAAUACGAAAGCACAAUGUUUUGGACUUCUGUCUUGUCAUUUAAAUUCAAUCCGAAUAGAAUUUACAAUCCAGGUCCAACUAAGUUUUGGAGAAGAAGAAAAGUUUUUCGUUUGAGUGCUGCAUUCUUUGGGCGCAGAAGGAAUUGCUGGCGCCUCGCUAUCCAGGGUGUUAAUAAGAGUAUGCUGCAUGCAGCGUGUGGACGCAAGCAGAGGAGUCGUGAUUUAAUGAAGCUUCAUGCUCAACGUGUUUUUAGUGGAGCGGAAGAAAUUGGAAUGCACAUGGCAGUUUAUAGAAAAGGCCUUGAAUGCUCUAAGGUUUGUCUUAGCAAUCGCAGUCUUUCUGACUUAGCAAUAUGGGAACCACGAACAUUCAAAGCCCUUGGGCAUUUUGCAUGGAAUAAUUAUGCUGCUCAAGGCUUUGGUGACAUUCGAAAGCUGGGAAAUCCACCUGAAGGUGUUUUCCUUCGUGGAUUACAAAACCCCAAGAAAAUGUAAUUUUUUUCGUGUUACUUGUUUAUAACGUUAGUUAAGUUUGUCUAGCUUGUCCUAUGCCCAUUUUGUAAAUAUUGCUUAAUAAACUGAGAAGUAUCAAAUCAA